This is a messenger RNA of Balearica regulorum gibbericeps (East African grey crowned-crane), 1176 nucleotides long. The record is from RefSeq and is a predicted model, not a curated record. NCBI's taxonomy places the organism in Eukaryota, Metazoa, Chordata, Aves, Gruiformes, Gruidae.
UCACUAUGCAGACAUGUUUUCCCUUCAGUCUUUCAGGAUGUCCAUGUGAUGAUAUUUGUUGGAUUUGGUUUCCUGAUGACCUUUCUGAAGAAAUAUGAGUUCAGCAGUGUUGGUAUCAACAUGCUCAUUGCUGCCUUCGGUCUCCAGUGGGGAACCCUGAUGCAAGGAUUUUGGCACAGGAAAGAAGGGAAAAUUCGUGUUGAUAUCAAAAGCAUGAUAAAUGCAGACUUCAGUACAGCAACUGCUUUGAUUUCAUUUGGAGCAGUCCUGGGAAAAACAAGUCCUGUUCAGAUGCUAAUCUUGACAAUUCUGGAGAUCACAAUCUUUGCAUGCAACGAACAUCUAGUUACAGAAAUACUUCAGGCCACAGAUGUUGGAGCCUCAAUGACUAUCCAUGCCUUUGGAGCUUAUUUUGGUUUGGCCGUAACCCUAGUCUUGUAUCGUCCUGGUUUGAAAAACAAACAUGAAAAUGAAGAAUCUACCUAUCAUUCGGACAUGUUUGCCAUGAUUGGUACCCUGUUCCUUUGGCUUUUUUGGCCCAGUUUUAACUCUGCCAUUGCAUCUGAUACAACUCACCAGAUGAAAGCCAUUAUCAACACUUACUAUUCCUUGGCUGCGUGUACUGUCGUAACAUUUGCCCUCUCCAGCCUGGUGGAUCAAAGGGGCAAAUUCAGUAUGGUUCUCAUUCAAAAUGCCACCCUGGCAGGAGGAGUAGCAGUGGGGACCUGUGCUGACCUGUCAAUCCACCCUUUUGCUGCCAUGUGCAUUGGGAUCAUUGCUGGAAUCAUCUCCAUCCUUGGGUUCCACUUCCUAACUCCUUUGUUGGCAUCCAAGCUGCACAUUCAAGACACUUGUGGAGUUCAUAAUUUACAUGGUUUACCUGGAAUACUGGGCGGUAUCGCUGGCAUUGUAGUAACUGCCAUAAAAGAAGAAACUAGGCAAGGUGUCCAAUUUACUCCUGGCAAGCAGGCUGCUGCCCUGGGCAGUACAAUUGGAAUUGCACUGGUGGGUGGAGCAUUGACAGGUGGUAUUCUAAAGCUGCCCUUCUUGGGACAAGCAUCCGACCAGAACUGCUUUGAUGACUCUGUUUAUUGGGAGGUUCCAGAAGAGGAGAAACUACAUGAAAUUCACUCCAACAACCAUGAUGAGCACAGCAGAUUUGAAGCCACCAUGUAG